This is a messenger RNA of Mucor mucedo, 444 nucleotides long. RefSeq lists its product as uncharacterized. The transcript has a single exon. The coding region runs from base 1 to 444 and encodes 147 amino acids. Lineage: Eukaryota; Fungi; Mucoromycota; Mucoromycetes; Mucorales; Mucoraceae. The record is from RefSeq and is a predicted model, not a curated record.
AUGCAAUAUAAUAGAUGCAAUGCCUGCACAAAAUCACAACGCCGUUAUGGAAGGCUCAAUUUUUCCACCAACAAUGUUGACUUUGCAAAUAGAUCGCUCGUAUUCAGCUGUUCGUGUCAGAGUCCCAAGGUUUAUUUUGAUGAGGAUGAUGAGGAUGAUGAGGAUUACAGUGAAGAAGAGUGUUCGAUUGUUAUGCAUUCAUGUUCCUUUUGUGAUCAAGCCUUUGAUACAGCUACCGAGUUAUACUUUCAUACAGACAAUGCGCACACAAUGGCUAACUCCUUUGACAAUUGGGACUUUUACUCCAUGGUUGGAAACAGUAUUAUAGGAAAUCUGGACAAUUUUUACUAUGAUCAAUGUAAAUUAAACAAACUGUCAGAUCUUAUCGAUGCGCUACAAACAAAUGUUGAUAAAAUGAAAACAAUAACCCCGAUGGAAGAUUAA